Molecule: messenger RNA, 1061 nt
Organism: Abrus precatorius (Indian licorice)
Lineage: Eukaryota; Viridiplantae; Streptophyta; Magnoliopsida; Fabales; Fabaceae
Product: 28 kDa heat- and acid-stable phosphoprotein-like
Exons: 8
Coding region: 260-751 (163 amino acids)
Cellular component (GO): cytosol
Molecular function (GO): RNA binding
Source: RefSeq, a predicted model, not a curated record
AUCCACAAAGAUUAAUCUUCAAUCAUAAAAGCCAGAUUCGAUCUCCGAAAGCAGAUCCCAAUUGAAAACUAAGAUUCUUGAACUAGGGUUUUCCAUAAAGUAAAAUGAUUUAAAUAAAGUGCAUCCCCUUGUCCUCCUUCUCUCCUCCGUUGUCCAAUUCAAUUCCUUCUAAGACUUACACAUCGCUAUUGUCCAAAUAAACUGCAGAAAACACCAAAAAUUUCUGGUUUUAGUUCUUUCCCACGUUGCACAUUCCACCAUGGGAAGGGGAAAAUUCAAGAGCAAGCCCACCGGUCGCCGGCAGUUUUCUACCCCGGAGGACCUCAUUGCUGGCACCUCCACCCGUCCUAGGACAUUUAAACAGAAAGAAGCUGAGCAUGAAGAGGAGGUAACGGAUGAGGUCUCUGGGGAUGGAUCUGAAGAAGAACCUGAAGAUGAAACCACUAAGACAAAAGGUAUUCAAGGGGUUAUUGAGAUUGAAAACCCUAACUUGGUAAAGCCGAAGAAUUUGAAAGCUAGAGAUGUUGAUGUUGGGAAAACUACUGAGCUUUCAAGGCGUGAAAGAGAGGAGAUAGAGAAACAGAGAGCUCAUGAGCGCUAUAUGAGGCUGCAAGAGCAAGGAAAAACAGAACAAGCCAGAAAGGAUUUAGAACGUUUAGCUCUUAUACGUCAACAGAGGGAAGAGGCUGCUAAAAAGAGAGAAGAAGAGAAAGCUGCCAAAGAACAGAAGAAGGUUGAAGCGCGCAAGUAAAUUUUCUGGGGGAUGCUGUAUGAACCUAGUACUCCAAUUUGGUGGAGGAAUCUUUUUAUUAACUCUGUCCAUUUAGCUUUAUAUUGCAUAUUAUAUCCAUUCCGCGUUGGUAACAUGUAAUGCCAUUAUUUCCUUAUUGGCGUGGCUUGACAUCUUGAUUAUACAUAUACACAUGGCCUAGGAAACCUUUUUCUUUUUUACCCUUUAUCAUCAUCAGUUUUUCAUUUGUUUAUAAGAAACUUUUAUAUAUAUGUGCAUGCAUGUAAAUACUUUAUUAUUGAAAAUUUUGCAGGAAGCAUGAGCAGAGCUU